Messenger RNA from Vitrella brassicaformis, 3358 nucleotides. NCBI's taxonomy places the organism in Eukaryota, Vitrellaceae. The record is from the annotation of a GenBank genome assembly.
CAUGGCUGAAAACGAAGCAGUUGACGAACCCCCUGUGGCUGAAAACGAGCCGACUGAGGAGGGUGACCAUCCGUCUGCCGAUGUGGGGCAUGGAGAUGAGGACACCGGAGGCGGGGGGGAGAGGAAGGUCGACGAGGAGGCUGGGGGGGACGAGGGAGCCGAUGAAGGCAGCCCGGAAGGAGCAGAAGCUGAAGGUCUGGCUGGUGAAGAGGCCCGUGAAGAACCGCCUGUAGUUGGGGAGGAGACCGGUGCGGAUCAGGAGGGCGAGGCUGAGGGGAAGGCUGAGGGAGAGGCCGAGGGGGAGGCUGAGGGUGAGGCUGAGGGUGGGGCCGAUGAGACCAAGGAGGACACGACACACCAAGAGCAGGACCAGGGCCAGAAGCAACCUGCCGCCGACCAAGAGGAGGUACCCUGUCGCCCCUCCCCACACAUGAUGAUGAUCCAUCUCUCUAUCUCUGUUGUCUCCUGAACAGGCGCCCCCAGAACCAGAGCAUCAUGCAGACAAGCCGGCGGCUGAUGAGGCACAUGGUGAGCAGCCCGCGGAGCGUGGCGAGGCCGAGAUUGAAGACCGACAGCCUGGGGACCAUGCGGAAGCGCCCCAGUCGCCGGAGGCGCAGGAUAAGACAGUCCACCAAGACAAGCAUGAGGCGAAGGCUGCUGUCAUGGGCAAGGUGGGCCAUGGCGUGACCGACAAACCACAGCUGCAACAGCCAACCGUAGACAAGAAAAAGGUCAGGACGGAAGGAGGAGCCCGACACAAUGACAAUUCCAGUCUCGUUGUAUCUCUUUGCAACCCUCCCAUGAUGCAGCAGCCCGAGAAGCAGCCCGUGCAGCAGUCGGCCAAGGAGGCCAGUGGUGCGACGGCGGAGAGGGGCAAGAUGGAUAGGACCGACACCGACGACCGCAUGGACGAGGUGGCCGAGCCGCUCGAGGGCUUCAGCGGCCCAUCACUCAAGCUCCGCACAACCGUCAUCCACAGCAUCCAGCAGUACAGCGAGAUCAUUUCCAAGACACGCAACCAACUCGACAUACAGCUCAUCAUGUAUGUGGCCGAAGGGAAGACAUACGUGGGAUGCACUGUAUCCCUCAUCUGUUUUGCCCGCGCCUUGUUUAGGCCAAUUCUGCGGACUUUGGAGGUCCAGUUGCGAGCCAUCGAGGCGGGCGCUCAGGCACAGGACACCCAUACUGGCAAGCUGCACAGAAACACUCGCUAAAUCGAUGGCUCCAUAUGUUUUGUUGGGUCAGAAUUCCGUCGUAAGGAGCACCACCGCCCUGCUGUUGGCAUAGAGGGCGCGGCCAUGAUCAGUGGGCGGCAGCUCAAAGCCUUGCAAGAGAUUUUCCUCUUCUACUCCAGACAACAGGUACACUCACACACAUACAGAGGGAGAGAGACAAGGGUAUCUAUCCGUGGGUAUGGCUGACUGCCAUGUGCGUACAUUGCAGGGUCACAAGGAUGCAGUUGGUGCCAACUUCAGGGUGCAGGGCACCUUUGACGUCAUAGCGCGCCAAACGACAUCACUCAGCCUCUCGGAGUUCAUCAAGCUGCUCAAGGUCAGACAGACACCGCAAGCCAGCCAGCCUUCCAUACAUGCACAACAGCAUGUGUGUGUGGUGCAUGUCAGGACUUCGCUUUGUAUGAGACGGUGCUCAACAAAGAGGAGGCCACGGGGGCGUUCCACAGCGCAUCCAAGGGCAACAAAUACCUCGACUUCCAACAGUUCAAGGUAGGUGGAUGCGUAUCCAUAUCCGCCGUCGGCUCUCGGCCCUCACGCACACAUGGCUGUUUUUGUCUCUUCUCUCGUACACAGGCGUGUCUGUUGAAGUGUGCGAGUGUCGGCUUCACCAGGCCCCCACACAACAUCCCACCCAACGGUCGGUGACGAGACAUCAACCAAACACGCCAACACUACCUGCUCGCCAUGUCAUGCCUCAAUCUCUCCGGUGUUCCUUCAUGCAGAUGAGGCCAAGGUACGCCUCCGCCUCUUCAAAUGGAUGGACGUGAAUGACCCUGACUCCUACCGGUCGGUAUGCACGUGGCUGGCUGGCUGGCUGCCAAGCUGGCUGCUCGCCUUCAUCAUCCGUAUGUGUCUCCUUAUCCGUCCGUCUGUCUGUGCAAUGCAGUGCCAAGAUGAGGCCAUUCGGUCAGGCGUUCGGCGGCGUGGGCCCCAGCAGAUCGCCGAAAUACGCCCCAGCUGCGGGCUUCUCUCCUGGCAAAGCGCCUUUCGUGUAGGCCAACACCACACACACACAUCUCCCUGUGUGUGUGUGUGUGCAUGAGACGUAUGUAUGUAUGCAGCCAUUCGAGUGCGUCAAUGCCCGGCCCGCCUUCGUUUUUGUCGCGCGAGGCCAACAAAGCUCACAGCCAGAGCCCCACAGCAGGUAGCUAGCUCAUGACAAUGGGACAUCCUGCCAACGAACCACGUGGCAAAUUAAUAGGUUUGUGACCCCUUCCUUUGUGUGUCGUGUGGUUCCUCCCUCCCUCCCUCCUUUCCGUUCCUCCGUUUCUUCCUUGCUGUUAGGUGGUCGUAAGUUGCUGCGUCCUUUGAGCCACAAGCUCUACGACAACAGCCCGCUCCAACUCGAACACGACGACCCCAUACGGUCAGUGGAUGGCAUGUGACGCUGAGCAAACACACACCGCAUCCACAUGACAUGACACUCCCCUAUUCCAUUCCUCGUUUCAUGCAUUCGUUCAUGGAUCAGUGGCACUCCGUUGACUGAUGGUGGCGCCGGUGCCCCCCGCCGUGUGCUCAAGAAAAAGCAGCAGCAGCGCCCCCGGCAGGACAUGAGCCUCCCCCCGGCUGCACGAGACCCAGCCGCGUAUGCGCAGAACCGCCGGCAGUCAGAUGAGUACGGCUAUGGCGGCUCGGGCGAGGAGGGGGAGACCGGCCGACAUGGACAGCAGCAGUACCACCACCAUAACCAUGACGAAAUGGCGACCAAUGAGGAGAUUCAGUCGAUGUUCAGCCCCCCGGCAUCCACUGUGCAAGGUGACUCCUGAGACACCCACCACACGGAGCCAGCCAGCCAGCCAUCCAUGGAUGCAUCUAUGUGUGUCGUUCCCGUAUCCAUACUGAAUCCAGGCGGCCAUCAGCACCCAGGCUACAGCCAGGAGGAACAACGCGUAAGAGACACACGUGACACGAUAUGAUCUGUCUCUGACGGCUGGAUUGUGUCUGUCUUUGUCCCUACGCAGGCUUUGCAGAUGAUGGAUCGUCAGGCGGAAAGAAACGACGCCAUUGCUGCCAAGUAUAAGGCGUGAUCGAGACACGCAUGCCUCCGUAUUGUAUUGUUGCCCCUAUAAUUGUAUCCACCCACCCACACACUCAUACACACAUUCCGGCCCGGCUGACUGAUG